Castor canadensis (American beaver) is the source of this 1424-nucleotide messenger RNA. It is a transcript of the gene Impa2, whose product is annotated as inositol monophosphatase 2. The record is from RefSeq and is a predicted model, not a curated record. Gene Ontology annotation, biological process: phosphatidylinositol phosphate biosynthetic process; inositol metabolic process; signal transduction. Gene Ontology annotation, molecular function: inositol monophosphate 1-phosphatase activity. Lineage: Eukaryota; Metazoa; Chordata; Mammalia; Rodentia; Castoridae.
UGGAGGAGGGCGUGCGGAGCCUAGUGUCGAGGGGCUGUGGGAGGCGGGGUCCUGUCCCAGGUCUCGCGGAGGAGGGCUGGAGGUGGCGGGCUCUGGCGAGGUCGCGAUGAAGCCGAGCCUCGAGGACGAGACGGUGGCCGCGGGGGGCCCCUGGGAGGAGUGCUUCGAGGCGGCGGUGCAGCUGGCGCUGCGGGCGGGACAGAUCAUCAGAAAGGCACUUACUGAGGACAAGCAUGUCUCAACAAAAACAUCCGCUGCAGAUCUUGUCACAGAAACAGAUCACCUCGUGGAAGAUUUAAUUAUUUCUGAAUUGCAAAAGCGGUUUCCUUCACAUAGGUUCAUUGCAGAAGAAGCCACGGCCUCGGGGGCCAAGUGUGUGCUCACCUCCAGCCCAACCUGGAUCAUUGAUCCCAUCGAUGGAACCUGCAACUUUGUGCACAGAUUCCCUACUGUGGCAGUUAGCAUUGGAUUUGCUGUUCACCAAGAGCUGGAAUUUGGAGUGAUUCACCACUGCACAGAAGAGCGACUAUACACAGGCCGGAGGGGUCAGGGUGCCUUCUGCAACGGCCAGCGGCUUCAGGUCUCCAGGGAAACAGAUCUCUCAAAGGCCUUGGUUCUGACAGAAAUUGGGUCCAAACGUGACCCGGCUACUCUGAGACUGUUCCUGAGCAACAUGGAGCGACUGCUCCACGCCAAGGCUCACGGGGUCCGAGUGAUUGGAAGCUCUACCUUGGCGCUCUGCCAUCUAGCUUCAGGGGCUGCCGAUGCCUACUACCAGUUUGGACUGCACUGCUGGGACCUGGCCGCUGCCACAGUCAUCAUCAGGGAAGCAGGAGGCAUCGUGAUGGACACCUCAGGUGGACCCCUGGACCUCAUGUCUUGCAGAGUGGUUGCUGCCGGUACCCGAGAGUUGGCAAUGCUCAUAGCUCAGGCCUUACAGACUAUUAACUAUGGGCGGGAUGACGAGAAGUGAUCAAGUGCCAACACAGCAGUGAGGUCCCAAGGAUGCAAAGGCUUUUCUGGGAGGCUGCACUUGGUAGCAGUUCCCUGGGGAGGAACCGCCCCAGUGGCCAGUGCUCUGAGACAGGUGUCUCACUACCCCAAAGGGAGAUGUGCUGAAGUGUAGCUCACUUUCUAAAUCUCGUUUCUUUCACUGGGACUUGGUGCUUAACUGGUUUCUGUCUCUAAUCUCAUGUAGGCUUUUUCAGGUUAGGACAUGUCCUUCUGUCAGGGACAAACCCAAAUCUUACGAGAUGCACAUUAGUAAUCCAGUCUUGAUUUUUUUUUUCCAGAGUGUAUAUCUCAGGUACUAAGACUUAGAACUGCUGGUCAAGUGGACUUGCUGUCAGGGCCUCUUCUGCCUGUGGUGCCACAGAAUGCAAUAAAUGAGAAUUACAGCACUCUGCUCAUCGGUUCCCACAGUG